GUGUGUGUGUCUGUGAGCGUGUUGUGUCUGUGUCUCUGUGUGUGUGUCGCUGCUGACUCGAUGGCAGAUCAGCCCGAGCUGCCAGGCAGGGAGAUGGCUCUGAGGGGGAGCCAGCAGGAAGUGGUCGUGGCAGACAAGCAUGCAGUCAGUGGGAAUCCCACUGUGGAGCCCUUUCCAGAAGGCAUGGAGACCAUCAUGUUUGGUAUGGGCUGUUUCUGGGGCGCAGAGAAACUUUUCUGGCGACUUCCAGGCGUCUUCUCCACACAAGUGGGCUACGCCGGCGGUUUCACACCCAACCCCGACUACCACGAGGUUUGCUCAGGUCUAACGGCUCACACUGAGGUGGUGAGGGUGGUCUUCUCCCCUGAAGACAUCGGCCUUGAGGAGCUGCUUAAACGCUUUUGGGAGAACCACAAUCCUACACAAGGUAUGAGGCAGCAGGGGGACCACGGUUCUCAGUAUCGUUCAGCUAUUUACACAUCCAGCCCCACUCAACUGGAGCUGGCAUUGAAGAGCAGAGUGGUCUUCCAGCAGGAGUUGGAUAAAAAAGGCUUCGGCCCCAUCACGACAGAGAUCCGGGAGGGGCAGAAGUUUUACUACGCUGAGGACUAUCACCAGCAGUACCUGAAGAAAGUACCGAAAGGUUUCUGUGGCCUCAAAGGCACCGGAGUCUCGUGUCCCAUCGGAGCCACAGAGGAUGAAGUGUGA
Messenger RNA from Limanda limanda (common dab), 708 nucleotides. RefSeq names its product methionine sulfoxide reductase Ab (gene msrab). Gene Ontology annotation, cellular component: cytoplasm. Gene Ontology annotation, molecular function: peptide-methionine (S)-S-oxide reductase activity. The coding region runs from base 61 to 708 and encodes 215 amino acids. The transcript is spliced from 6 exons. Gene Ontology annotation, biological process: cellular response to oxidative stress. The record is from RefSeq and is a predicted model, not a curated record. NCBI's taxonomy places the organism in Eukaryota, Metazoa, Chordata, Actinopteri, Pleuronectiformes, Pleuronectidae.